Ananas comosus (pineapple) is the source of this 2095-nucleotide messenger RNA. Its product is annotated as protein TIC 55, chloroplastic. NCBI's taxonomy places the organism in Eukaryota, Viridiplantae, Streptophyta, Magnoliopsida, Poales, Bromeliaceae. Gene Ontology annotation, molecular function: 2 iron, 2 sulfur cluster binding; chlorophyllide a oxygenase activity. The record is from RefSeq and is a predicted model, not a curated record. Gene Ontology annotation, biological process: protein targeting to chloroplast. Gene Ontology annotation, cellular component: chloroplast. The transcript has 4 exons.
AUUGAAAUAGUGCCGAUUAACGAAAAAAGAUUUUUUUUUUCAGUGUUCAUACAUUAUUGAGCUAAUUAUUCACUUAAAAGACGGGGUUGAUCUUAACUAAUAGAUAGCAAGUCCCAGGGUUGAGAUUGGUCUCAUCGUUUUUCACUCUUGACUUGCAAAACAUUUGUACUUAUUUUUAAAAUUGAAAUAUGAGAUGUGAUAGACGGCUGAAGACAUAAGAAAGAGGUGCAAAAGGUGUAGGCAAUAACAACUUCUCAACAUUUGAUUGGUGGGACAAAGACCAGAGGAAAAGAAGUAGAAGCAAUCCACUUUGAAGUUACAAAAGGAGAAAUCAAAGUGUUCUAACUACAAACAAAAAUGGCACUUCUCCUCCCCUCCUAUUAUUCUCUCUCCCUCCUCUCUCCCUCAAAAACCCUAGAACAACCCCACUUCACCUCCCUUGCAACAAUUUCUCCUCCCAAAAGCACUUCUCUAGCUCAAAAGGCCCUGCGAAGGAGCGAAAAGAAGCGGUUUUGUGCUCACGGGAGUGCGGCGGCGGCGGCGGCGGCGGCGGAGGAGGUGGUGAUUCCUAAAGAAGUAGAGGAGGUGGUGGGAGAUAGAGAUAGAGUGGAGUAUGAUUGGAGGGAGGAGUGGUACCCUCUCUACUUGUCGGCGGAGGUCCCCGCUGACGCCGCGCUCGGCCUCACCGUCUACGACAAGCAGGUUGUGCUCUACCGCGACGCCGACGGCGCUCUCCGGUGCCACACAGACCGGUGCCCCCACAGAUUAGCGAAGCUCUCGGAGGGUCAGCUCGUCGACGGGAAGCUCGAAUGCCUCUACCACGGAUGGCAAUUCGACGGCAACGGCAAGUGUGUGAAGAUACCGCAGUUGCCGGAGGGAGCGAAGAUCCCUCGCAGCGCCUGCGUAAAAACAUAUGAAGUGAGAGACUCACAAGGCGUAGUUUGGAUUUGGAUGUCGGAGAAGAACCCUCCGAACGUCGAAAAGCUCCCGUGGUUCGAGCACUAUGCCCGGCCGGGCUUCGUCGACAAUUCGACCAUCCACGAGCUCCCCUACGACCACUCUAUCCUCUUGGAAAACCUCAUGGACCCGGCUCACGUCCCCAUCUCCCACGACCGCACCGACUGGACCGCCAAGCGCGAGGAUGCCCAGCCGCUCCUAUUCACCGUCGUCGAGCGCAACCACCGAGGCUUCGCCGGCCGGUGGGGCCGGUCUUGAAACCCCGCGCUGAUGAACUUCCUUCGGUUCCAGGCGCCUUGCGUUCUCUCGAACGACUUGGAGUUUGUCGACAAGAACGGCGUGCAGCAGUACUUCUCGGGGCUUUUCCUCUGUAGGCCGGCCGGGCAGGGAAAGUCUAUGCUCAUCGUGCGGUUCGGGGGGAGCACGAGGAGCGCGCUGAUGAAGAUGAUACCGAAAUGGUUCGUUCACCAGAAUGCGUGCAAGGUGUUUGAGCAGGACAUGGGGUUCCUCUCGUCGCAGAACGAGGUGCUCAUGAAGGAGAAAGUGCCCGCGAAGGAGCUUUAUAUCAAUCUCCGGUCGUCCGAUACGUGGGUGGCGGAGUAUAGGAAGUGGAUGGACAAGGCCGGGCACGGGAUGCCGUACUACUUCGGUCAUAGCAGUGUGUCGCUUCCGAAGGAGCCAGCGGUGGUGGAGCAAGCACCGGCAGGGCUGGUCGCGGGGAUCGCGGCUUCUUUUCCUGCAAAGGGAGGGAUUGGAACUCAGCAUGCGCCGAACCCGGCAAAUCGGUACUACCGUCACGUGGUUCACUGCAAGGGGUGCCGCAGCGCCGUCAAAGCAUUCCAGGCGUGGAACAACGUGCUACGGUUUCUCGCCGCUGCAGCAGCGGCGGCUGCGAUUCUGGCGUCGUCGCGGCAGUGGAAGAGCCUACUGUUGGUGUCUGCUGCGGUUCUCGGGACUGGAUCAUAUGCUUGCUCAAGUGUAGUUUCAAUCCUAACAACAAACUUUGUUAGGAAGCACAGAAGAUUGUGAGAUAAAAAAUACACAUAAAGGCCCCUUUUCCUUAAUUUAUUAAAUCUGAAGGAACUAACCUUGUUUAUGGUGAUUAAUUGAUGGAAAAUGGUUUUAAGUUUUAAGUGUA